CCACCACCACCACCACCCGCAUCCCCCCCCUCGCUCCCUCCAUCUCUGAUGGCUCUAUGGGGAGUCAUCAGCCUCAGCCUCCACUGCUGGGUGUGUUUACAGUCGGUGUUAACAGCAGCAGCAACAGCAGCAACAACAACAUCCAGCCUCCCCAAUGACAAGCCUGGGGGCCCCCUGGAUUGGCUCCUCUCUGAUAAGGGGCCCUUCCAUCACUCCCAGGAGUACAUUGACUUUGUGGACAAGAACCGGCUCGGCUUCUCCACCAGAUACAAGAUAUAUAGGGAGUUUGGGAGAUGGAAGGUGAAUAAUCUGGCAGUUGAACGGAGAGAUUUCCUGGAGUCUCCAUUACCUCUGACAUCUGAGUUUAUCAGGAACAUACGACUCCUGGGCCACAGACCCACCACGCAGAUGAUCACUGACAACCUGAUCAGGAAGUAUGGCACUCACUUUCUGCUGUCAGCUACCCUGGGAGGUAAACAAGAAAAAGCAAAUGGAGAAGAGGCGUUGACGAUAUUUGUGGACAAGAGGAAACUGAGUAAGAAAGCAGAGGUGAGCGACUACUCUGGGAACUCGUCCACUGUGACUCUGGAGGCUCUGCACCAGCUGGCUGCCUCCUACUUCAUUGACAGAGAGAGUACCCUGCGCAAGCUGCACCACAUCCAGAUCGCCUCCACUGCCAUCAAGGUGACCGAGACCCGCACAGGUCCGCUCGGAUGCAGUAACUAUGACAACCUUGACUCUGUAAGCUCUGUUCUGGUUCAGAGCCCUGAAAAUAAAGUACAGCUUCAAGGCUUACAAGUGAUCCUUCCAGACUACUUGAGAGAAAGUUUUGUGCAGGCUGCUCUCAGCUACAUAGCCUGCAAUGGAGAAGGCGAAUUUGUCUGCAAGGACAAUGACUGCUGGUGCAACUGUGACCCCAAGUUCCCAGAAUGCAACUGCCCAUACAUGGACAUCCAGGCCAUGGAGAAGAGCCUGGAGAGAAUCACGGAGACAUGGGGGAUUCUCUACAAGGAAUUUGAGGAAUCAGAUGAAUUCAAGGCAUUCUAUGCAAGGCUGCCCCAGAACUAUUUCCUCAACAUGUCAGCCAUCCAACAUCUAUGGUCCCUGGAUAGUUUGUUCCAGUGGCGAUAUGAGCAGCUGGAGACCAGCAUGAAGGUCCUCUCCAAGCGGGCACAGAGAGUCAUCUUUAAGCUCUUCAGCCUCAGCAAAAGAUGCCACCGACAGCCCCACGUCCACCUACCCAGAGAACGGCCUCAGUCCUACUGGCUGAGUCAUUUCCAGUCCCUCCUGUAUUGCUCAGAGAACAACCAGCUUGGCGAAUUCUCCGAGGAGCUUCAUAGCUGCAGUUGCCAGUACGAACACAGCCCCUGUCAGCUGCCGACGCCCUGCACUGUUGGGGAAGGCUCGGCGUGUGUGGCAUGUGCACCGGACAACCACACCCGCUGCGGGAGCUGCAACGUGGGCUUUGCCCUGACACAGGGCGGCUGCAGGCCUAUGGUGGCGGACUCUACGGAGAACUACCUAGGAUUCGAGACGGACCUCCAGGAUUUGGAGCUGGGCUACCUCCUGCAGAGAGCUGACCGUAGGCUAGAGGUGCACGCCAUCUUCAUCAGCAACGACAUGAGACUCAACAGCUGGUUUGACCCAUCGUGGAGAAAAAGGAUGCUGCUGACGCUGAAGAGCAACAAGUACAAGUCCAAUAUGGUCCACAUGCUGCUUGGAAUAUCCCUUCAGAUCUGCCUUACACAGAACAGCACCCUGGAGCCUGCCCUUACUCUCUACAUCAACCCCUUUGGAGGGAGUCAUUCAGAGAGCUGGUACAUCCCUGUCAACGAGAACAGUUUUCCAGACUGGAAGGCCACCAAGCUGGACCUACCUUUCGAGUGCUAUAACUGGACUCUAACACUGGGCAACAAAUGGAAGACGUUCUUUGAAACUAUUCAUAUUUACCUUCGGAGCAGGAUAAAAACUCAAGAUGGAGUGAAUGACAGUGUUUAUUAUGAGCCUUUAGAAAUGACAGAACCAUCCAGGAACCUGGGCUACAUGAAGAUCAACAGCAUCCAGGUCUUUGGCUACAGCAUGCACUUUGACCCAGAGGCAAUCCGCGACCUGAUUCUGCAGCUGGACUACCCAUACACCCAAGGUUCCCAGGACACAGCAAUGCUUCAGCUCCUAGAGAUACGAGACAGGGUCAACCGGCUGUCACCACCCGGUCAACAGAAGUUGGAUUUGUUUGCCUGUCUUCUCCGGCACCGACUCAAACUGACUGCCAGUGACGUGGUUCGCAUUCAUGCCUCCUUACAGGCUUUCAGCUCACGCCUGCCGAAUUCGAUUGAGUACGAGACGACCAAGCUGUGCAGUUAACAGCUGGUUGAAGGGACGUAUACACUUCAAAAAGCGCAAAGAGGACAUAAGAAUUUUGUGGCUUAAAGUUGUGCUCUGCCUCACUGGAUUACCAAACUGCUUGGUUAAUCAGGAGGACACCAGCUGUGGACAGCUGAAGAAUGUACUCAUCUGGUUGUUUUGGUUUUUGUUUUGUGGCGACUAACAGUCUAUAUUACCGAAAAUGAGGUGGAUCAGCUAGAAAAUGCACAACUGUUUCUCAAGAACAAACUCACAAAAGAAUUCAGCAGUAGAAAUUCAGACAUCGCUACAUAAAGUUGAACCAUCCUGUUUCAGUAUGAUUCUGCUCAUUUAUACUGUCAGUACCAAUGCCGAUUGGAAAUCAAUUGACAUUUUAUGGUAAAAAAUUGGUCUGUUUGUUUGUAAUUUUUAUAUGUUUCUUUGCUUCAGUGACAGUGCACUUUCCAUGAAGACCAGAAUACAGUGGUGUCAGUCAAGAUUUUGUAGAUAAAUUGAUAUUAAAACAUCAUGUUAUCACAGA
Molecule: messenger RNA, 2884 nt
Organism: Solea senegalensis (Senegalese sole)
Lineage: Eukaryota; Metazoa; Chordata; Actinopteri; Pleuronectiformes; Soleidae
Gene: brinp3a.2
Product: bone morphogenetic protein/retinoic acid inducible neural-specific 3a, tandem duplicate 2
Exons: 8
Coding region: 49-2364 (771 amino acids)
Biological process (GO): positive regulation of neuron differentiation; negative regulation of mitotic cell cycle
Source: RefSeq, a predicted model, not a curated record